Messenger RNA from Apis cerana (Asiatic honeybee), 1572 nucleotides. RefSeq lists its product as uncharacterized. The record is from RefSeq and is a predicted model, not a curated record. Lineage: Eukaryota; Metazoa; Arthropoda; Insecta; Hymenoptera; Apidae.
AAAAUGUCUUUCUCGUGUUUUUCAUCAGCUUGUACUAAGUACAAACAUGUACCUAAACCAAUAUCAAAUAAAUGGAAUAUUAAAGAUUUUGAAAAUUAUAAAUACAAUGAAUUAAAUUCUCAAAAUAUAAAAAAUCUUUGUAAAGAGUCACAUCAGGUAUUAUUUAAUUAAUAUUUAAUUUUACAUUGAAUAUAAUUUUUUAAUUAUAUUUUUUUUUGUUCUAGAAUGACAAAGAUAUUUGUUUCUCAGACACAGAUUUUAAAUUUUUAACAAUAUCUUCAAAAUCUGAUAGACAAAGUGAUGAACAAUUAUUAAUAUGUAAAUUGAAUUCAGGAAAUAUUUACAAUUCUAAAAGACAGAUUAGUUCCAAGCAGAUAGAAUUAAAAUUUGAAAGUACAGAUUCAUUUAGUGAUAAUACACAAAAAUACAAAAUUUCCAUAUCUAAAUCAAGCUGUUCACCUUAUUCUUUAUUAACAAAAAAUUUAGUUAGUGAUUCAAAAUAUUUCUCAGAUUCUGCAAUUGAUAAAUCGGAUAUUUUAUCAAAUACUUUUCUUGGCAAAUUAAAGAGGUUUUUAAUAAUUUAUAAAUAUACUAUUGAAUCUAAUUUAAAUUAAUAGAUUAAUUAUUUUAAAUAUUUAUAUAGAUCAAACAAUUCCUAUACAAAUUCUACAUUAUCAAAUACAUCUAAUAUAAUUGAAACAACAAAUCAAAUUUUACAUAUAAAUUCAAAAACUGAAAAUACUUCUAUAUGUAGUAUAAAUAAAAGUGAUACAAUUAAAAGAGACAGAUCAAAAGAAUUAAAAUCGCAAAUAAAUUUAAAUAAAUGUGCACAUUCAAAAAAAUUACAACAAAAAAUGAAAUCAUCAAUAGACAUAUUGCAAAAUGAAAUAAAAGAAUCUAAAAGUUUUGUAAAAAUAUCAAAAUCAGAUAAUUUUAGUACUUCAUUAACAAAAAACAAUUUCGAUAAUUUUAUUAAUUGUAAUUUAAAUAAUUUUACUACAGAACAAACAUCUGUUUCUACAUCUAAAAAAUUAGUUUCUAAUAAUGAAAAUAUUUUUACUGUAUCAAAUCAUAAAUCAGAAAUAAGUGAAACCUAUGAUGAAUUAGCAAUAUUAUUUGCGCAAUAUAUGAAACUUCAAACUCGAUUGUGUCAAAGAAAAUAUUGUUCUUUAAAACGAUAUUUAAAACAACAAACACAGCAUACUACAAGGAAAUGUCAAAUAAAAUUCAACUAUCAUCACAUAUAUCCUUAUGAUCAAAGACCAAUGUGCAACAGUGGAAAUAUAUGUAUAGAUACAUAUGAUGAAUUAAAAUUGAUGUCUACAUCACCAGCAGAAAGAAAGAAUAUUUACCAACAUAUGUUUGAAAGAAGAAAGCAUUUUUUAAAUCAGCCAUGCAUUUUAUCUCUCUCUAAUUAAAAUCUUAUAACAUUUGAAUGAAAUUAAAACUAAAAUUAAAAAAAUUUUAAUUUUGAAAUUAAGAAAUUUUUGAUUAUUGAUUAUAAUUUUCAUUAUUUUUAAACCCAUUUUUAUGUAAUAAUAAGAGAAAUAAACAAUAUAUGUUAAAAAGUUA